AUGAAACAUAAAAAAUAAAUGACAUUGUAAUCAGCUAAUCAUUCUAGAUAAUCAUCUAUCUCAUCUUAGGGUUCUGAAAAUUCAAAGAAUAAAUUUAAUGGAUGCUAUAUAUAAAUUUCACCCAGAUUCGAUGCUAAUAAUGGUUUGGCUUUCAAGAAUGAAGUAAAAGAAGUUAAAAUAACUUCUCCAAAACAUGAAUGUUUAUCGCCUCAUUAAGAAAUUAUACCCCAUCAUAGAAAAUCUGUGUAAUCUAUGAAAGAGGAUCCUUUAAAAAAGAGUUAAUUUAGUAAAGUAAUCCACACAAUUGAUGAAUUAUAAUGA
Paramecium pentaurelia is the source of this 321-nucleotide messenger RNA. The record is from the annotation of a GenBank genome assembly. Lineage: Eukaryota; Ciliophora; Oligohymenophorea; Peniculida; Parameciidae.